AUGCACCGCGCCGCUGCCCGACGACUUGCGCACACUGCCGCGCGCAGCACCAAGCGCGCGUCGGCCGCUACUGUACACCAGGCUAACGCUCACGUGCCGCUGUCUGUUGCGAAGCCACCACCACCUCCCCCCCAUGGUCCCCAGGCGACCCCCGACCAAUGGGCCGUACUGCAACCUGCCCCACCUGCAGCAUUUGCCGCGCUGGCGCAUCGUAUACAACUUGCGAAUAAACUGCCACUAAAGGCUCUGCAGCAGGCAUGCACGCACCCUUCUAUCUUACCGGUCUUCGCUCGUUGGCCAAGUUUGGAAAAGCCCUCUUCAAAUGGGAACCUGGCUGCUCUUGGGAACAGUCUCCUGGGCAUGUUUGUGACAGAACAUUUGAAUGCACGAUACCCGCAUCUGCCGCUCAAGGCGCUUAAAGCUGCCGUGAGCGCAUACGCCGGUCCGUUGACCUGUGCGACCGUGGCGAAAGAGAUGGGUGUCACACAUCUCGUGCGUUGGCACAGAACGCCCGCAACUUCUUCCGCACCAGCAGUUAUGCAUCAAGACGCGCUGGCUUCCAUUCCUCGCGCACUGCUCGCUUUAGUGUAUACGCACGUGUCACUACCCGCCGCUCGCGAAUUCGCGCAAUCCUUCUUCCUAUCUCGUACUGUGGAUCUUCGCGCGCUUCUCAAGUUCAGCGAUCCCAAAUUGCAACUCAUCGAGACCGUCGCCAAAUUACACCGCGAGCGACCUGUCUCACGUCUUCUCGCCGAAACGGGUCGUAAUUCGAACUCGCCAGUAUAUGUCGUGGGCGUCUACAGUGGCGCGGAUAAGCUGGGAGAGGGUUUCGGUAGCUCGCUCAGGAUGGCGGAGUACCGUGCGGCGGAGGAUGCCUUACAGCGCUUCUAUCUGACGGAGACGCCGUCUGAAGAGUUGAGAGUGCCUAGCGAGACCUUCCUUCCCGGUGAUCUUUUCUUGCGCGGUGCAGCGGGUGAGGAGCGGAGACAUAAUCCCAUUGCUCUUGGCGAGACGGAGGUGCGAUACGACGCUGGCCCGGUCAGCAACGCACGGCCUCUCCCACCGCCGCCGGAGUGGAUGAUCAAGAAGAUGGAACGGGGACUGGCUGGCGGAGCGAAGAGCAGGGCGCAGACACAUGCAUAG
Peniophora sp. CBMAI 1063 is the source of this 1143-nucleotide messenger RNA. NCBI's taxonomy places the organism in Eukaryota, Fungi, Basidiomycota, Agaricomycetes, Russulales, Peniophoraceae. The record is from the annotation of a GenBank genome assembly.